Messenger RNA from Trypanosoma rangeli, 1248 nucleotides. Its product is annotated as putative small glutamine-rich tetratricopeptide repeat protein. Bases 1 to 1248 code for a protein of 415 amino acids. Gene Ontology annotation, biological process: post-translational protein targeting to endoplasmic reticulum membrane. NCBI's taxonomy places the organism in Eukaryota, Euglenozoa, Kinetoplastea, Trypanosomatida, Trypanosomatidae. Gene Ontology annotation, cellular component: membrane; TRC complex. Gene Ontology annotation, molecular function: molecular adaptor activity; protein binding. The record is from RefSeq and is a predicted model, not a curated record. The transcript has a single exon.
AUGGUGAGUGGGGCUGCGGAGGCGAAUUCUACCAUGCUUCAGUCUUUGACGGAGGACCACCGGAAGCUCGUCUUCUCCUUCAUUCGCAUGCUUCGCGAGGUAGAUUCGCCCAACCCAGAACGCGUGAGCGCUAUCGUCCAAUUACUUGGUGAAGAGUAUGGCGUCGACCCCGCCGGGGUGGGCGGCUCCCACGACACCGGCGUGAAUCUUAUGGACACCUUUUGCCAGGCGCUGCAGAGUCACAAGUCGGAAGAAGGCGAGCAACAGAAGGAGAAGUUCAAGGCAUUUCUUGACCUUAUUGAAAAGAAAGGGUACUUUGCCGGUGCGGAGCCCGGGACGGAGGAGUAUGCGAACCGCUUGGAGAAGGCGAAAAAGAAGUUUGAGAUGCGAAAUAACCCGUACCAGGGAAUGAGCGCCGAAGAGAUUAAGAACAAGGGCAAUGAAUUAAUGGGCCUGUCAAAGUACAAGGAAGCGAUUGCAUAUUACACCAAAGCCAUUGAGAUGGAACCCGAAAAUCACGUAUUUUUUGCCAACCGCGCUGCUGCACACACCCACUUAAAAGACUAUAACAGUGCGAUUAUUGAUUGCGAACACGCUAUUGCUCUCAGUCCAAAUUACCCGAAAGCGUAUUCUCGUUUGGGCACGGCACUCUUUUACCAGGAGAAGUAUACGCGUGCUGUGGAUGCAUUUGCAAAAGCAUGUGAGCUUGAACCCACAAAUGAGCGGUACAAGGAAGACUUGAAACAGGCGGAGGAGAAAGUCAAACUUGUGGGAUCUGCUCGCACAGGAGCUGCCACCGCGGGGGGCUUUCCCUUAGCGGGAGGGAUGCCUGAUUUUGCACAGAUCUCACAAAUGAUGAAUAAUCCUCAGUUUGUUGAGGCAGCCACACGCAUGAUGCAAAAUCCACAAUUCAGUCAGUUGGUGGCAGGCAUGGCAUCACGCUUUGGCGAUGCGGCAUCGAAUCCGGAAGAGCUUCUUCAAGCCCUUGGAAGUAUGCCCGGGGGUGGGGUAAACAGUGACGGUACGAUACAGACCCCGUUUGGAAGUAUUGAUCGUGAACGUCUUGAGAGACUUCAGGAGGAGGAGGUACGUCAGAAUCCAAGAUUCCGCGCCAUCAUGGAUGAUGUACGGCAAAAUGGAUUUGCUGCCUUCCAGAAAUACAUGGGGAAUCCCGAGGUCAUGGAUUUAAUUGUUCGAUUCCAAAACGCCAUCAUGGAUUCCAGCAACACGGGCUCGUCCUCGGAAUAA